AUGGCUCGUCUACCGGUUUUAUUUGUUACACAUGGAGCUGGUCCUAUGAUGUUUUUGGAAUCGUCGACAAGACAAGGUCCAAAUAAUUUUGAUAAAAAUAGUCCUGCAGCAAAAUGGUUUCGUCAAUUAUACAGUCAAUUGUCAUUGGACCGACCACCUAAAGCUAUUCUUCUAAUCAGCGCUCAUUGGGAAACCAAAGAGGCAGUUCACAUUUCUGCUCAAACACAACAUUCUAAACUCUUCUAUGACUACUACAAUUUUCCACCAGAAGCAUAUGAAAUCGAGUUCACACCAGCCGGACAUCUUGAAUUAGCUGAACGAGUGAAAUCAUUACUUGAACAAGAUUCUAUUCCUUGCAAACUCGAUGCCGAACGCAAUCUAGAUCAUGGUGUAUUCAUUCCUCUGAAAUUGAUCUUUCCAAAAGCUGACAUACCCGUAGUAUCCAUGUCUAUUCUCAGUUCUCUUUCGCCUGCACAACAUUUGUUAAUUGGCAAAGCAUUGGCUCCGCUGCGAAAUGAAAAUGUACUUAUUAUUGGUUCUGGUUCAACGAUUCAUGGACAAGGAGGACCAGGACAAUCAAAUCAAUUUGUAGAUGCUCUCACUCGCGCGUUGACAGAAUGUGAUGCACAUGAACGAGAGAACAUUCUUCUCAAUUGGGAACAAAUGUUGCCAUAUGCUCGUGCUAACCAUCCUCGUGAAGAACAUUUGAUUCCGCUUCACGUUGUUGUUGGUGCGGCUGGUACCGACCGUGGUCAAAUAUGUAAUCCAAGUGUCCCUAAACUUCAAGCGGCAUAUCAAUUUGGACGCUAG
Rotaria socialis is the source of this 810-nucleotide messenger RNA. Lineage: Eukaryota; Metazoa; Rotifera; Eurotatoria; Philodinida; Philodinidae. The record is from the annotation of a GenBank genome assembly.